UGCGCCCCUUCCUCCCCCUUGGCGCUGGAGGCCCGUCUUCUCAGCCCAGCUUCCCGCCUGCCCCCUUUGUUUGAAGCUCUAGUAAGGGGGUGGUGACUGUGGGGGGCAGGCUUCCAUGCGACCUUCAGCCCCUUUUACUAGGGGAGAGUGUCCCUUACUCCAGCAGUCUGCUGCCUGCAAACAGGGAGUCUUCGCCCAGUCACUCUUGCCUGGAGGAGGAAGCCAGGUAGUGACUUCUGGGGAGUAAAAUGGCAGUCCAGCUGCUGCAGAUGUCAUAUCUCCUACUGAGUCUGUUCUUCCUGCCUCAAGAUGCCCAUGGUGGCAGCCCCCGAGAAGACUUCCGUUUCUGUGGCCAGCGGAACCAGACACGGCGGAGCCUCCUCCAUUACGACCAAAUUUCGGAGCUGCACAUCUCUGUGUGGAACACGGAGGAGGCCCUCACAAUUCGCGCCCCCUUCCCUACAGUACCUGAGGCCUCCCAUUACUUCCCAGAACCCAGAGGGCUCUAUCACUUCUGCCUGUACUGGAGCCGCCACACCGGGAGGUUCCACUUGCGCUAUGGCAAGAAUGAUUACUUGCUGAGUAGCCGAGCCUCCAGCCUCCUGUGCUUCCGGAAACAGGAGCAGAGCCUGAAGCAGGGAGCCCCGCUCCUUGCCACCUCCGUCACCUCCUGGCGGAGCCCCCAGAACACCAGCCUGCCGGAGGCUGCCAGCUUCGUCUUCUCUUUCCACAAUGCUCCACAGAAGGUCUCCCACAAUGCUUCUGUGGAUGUGUGCGAUCUGAAGAAGGAAUUGCAGCUGCUCAACAAGUUCCUACAGCAUCCUCAAAAGGCCCCCAGGCGGCCCUCGGCAGCAUUCAUCAGCCAGCAGUUACAGAACCUGGAGUCAAAGCUGACUUCUGUGAACUUCCUGGGAGACACCGUAUCUUUUGAGGAGGAUCUGGUCAAUGCCACAGUGUGGAAGCUGCCACCCACAGCCGGGCUAGAGGAUCUGCAAAUCCACUCCCAGCAGGAGGAGGAACAGAGUGAGAUCCAGGCAUACUCUGUGCUGCUGCCCCGGGCCCUUUUCCAGCAGACCAGAGGCCGUCGCCGGGAUGCCGCCAAUAGGCUCCUGGUAGUGGACUUCAGCAGCCAAGCCUUGUUCCAGGACAAGAAUUCCAGCCAAGUCUUGGGUGAAAAGGUUUUGGGUAUUGUUGUGCAGAACACCAAAGUUAGCAACCUCUCGGAGCCUGUGGUACUCACCUUCCAGCACCAGCCACAGCCGAAGAAUGUGACUCUACAGUGUGUGUUCUGGGUUGACGACCCGACAUCAAGCAGCCCUGGGAGCUGGAGCACUGCGGGCUGUGAGACUAUCCGCAGAGACACACAGACAUCCUGCCUGUGCAGCCAUCUGACCUACUUUGCAGUCUUGAUGGUGUCGUCUAUGGAGGUAGAAGCCAUUCACAAGCACUACCUGACGCUCCUGUCCUAUGUGGGCUGUGUCAUCUCUGCCCUGGCUUGUGUCUUCACCAUUGCUGCCUACCUCUGCUCCAGGAGGAAGUCACGUGACUACACCAUUAAAGUGCACAUGAACCUGUUGCUGGCUGUCUUCCUGCUGGACGUGAGCUUUCUGCUCAGUGAACCCGUGGCACUGGCAGGCUCUGAAGCAGCCUGUCGUACCAGUGCCAUCUUCCUGCACUUCUCCCUGCUUGCCUGUCUCUCCUGGAUGGGCCUCGAGGGCUACAAUCUCUACCGCCUGGUGGUAGAGGUCUUCAGCACCUACGUCCCUGGCUACCUGCUCAAGCUGAGCAUCGUGGGCUGGGGUUUUCCUGUCUUCCUGGUUACUCUGGUGGCGCUGGUUGAUGUGGAUAACUAUGGCCCCAUCAUCCUGGCUGUGCGCCAGACUCCAGAACAUGUCAUCUACCCCUCUAUGUGCUGGAUCCGGGACUCUCUGGUUAGCUAUGUCACUAACCUGGGCCUCUUCAGCCUGGUGUUCCUGUUCAACAUGGCCAUGCUGGCCACCAUGGUGGUGCAGAUCCUGAGGCUUCGCCCACACAGUCAGAAGUGGCCCCACGUGCUGACACUGCUGGGUCUCAGCCUGGUCCUUGGCCUUCCCUGGGCCUUGGUCUUCUUUUCCUUUGCUUCUGGUACCUUCCAGCUUGUCAUCCUGUACCUCUUCAGCAUCAUAACUUCCUUCCAAGGCUUCCUCAUCUUCCUGUGGUACUGGUCCAUGCGGUUUCAGGCCCAAGGUGGUCCCUCCCCUCUGAAGAGCAACUCGGACAUCGUCAAGCUCCCCAUCAGCUCUGGCAGCACCUCUUCCAGCCGCAUCUAGGCCACCGGCACACCUCCUCAUGGGAGGACACACGCAUGGCAUCUGCUCACAUUGUCUGUGGCUCAGUGCUGUGCCCAGCCUUGGUUGGUUAGUGGCAUACUAGAGAAGGCACUGGUCCUUGGAGGGAUAGGACUAUUGCUCUGAUAGGUAGAUUCCUAGCUGGCCUUGGGGACUACUCCACUUCCAGAUCUGGUCCCCGAAGCACACUGUCAUGCUGGCUGUGGGAAUGUUCUCACAGCUGCUUCAGGCUGGAGCUGAGGUCUUGUCUUACUGGUCACCUCUGGGCUUAGCUGUUGCUGCUGGGUGUUAAGACUUGCAGACCCAAGCCAGGGUCAGGGUUAGAUCUUGGAGGCUGACACAUCCUGAACUGUUGUUCCAAGUUGCCUUGGCUCAUGCCGCUCUGUCCCUGUGGUCACCAUGCAGCGCUCUGCCUGUCUCUGACUUUUGGUCCCAAGGGUGGCACUGAGGGUGGAUGGGCUUGGAGAAACUUUGAAGCCACAACACCUGAAGAGGUGAGCCUCCCCACACCUGCCUGUAGGCCCUCCUCUUCCUCCCCCACUCUCCUCCUCCUCUUUAGUCCCCUAGCCUUCCACCUGCACCUUGGGGUCCUAGGCCAGUGCUGCGGUUUGAGGUAGCGGUUCUAGGAGCUGGUGCCUGCUAUAAACUUCUAUCUUGCCACCUCUGGCUCAGAGCAUGCUCCUGGGCUAGAACAGGCCAACCUGUCUGAGCCCAUCUCCAAGCUGCUUCCCCUCGGCUCACACCUCAGAGGGGCUUCCACCUCUCCUGAAGCCUCCCUCCAGCAUGAACUGUGGGAAAUGGCACUUUUUUCAGCCCAACAUUCUGAAGACCAAGACGGCCCUCUCUGGUGACACUGGCAGAGCUUGAUGUUCUUGUGAGGGGUGAUCUUCAAAUCACUGCAGAUGGCCCAGGCCUAGCGUGAUUUCUGUCCUACUAACACACAUUGGUUUUAACACAUUGGUGGUAGGAACACAACCGACCAGACCUGGCAGUGGCCCUUGAACACUUCCACAAUGUCCUGGAGCUUCAGUUACAGGAAUGAGGAGCCACUGCUGUUGGCUGGGAAUCCAGGAGGACUUCCUUCAGGAGGUAGCAUUUCAUCUUGACCUCGGUCUUCAAGUUGGGGAGGAUGUUCUUUUUAAAUACCAAUUCAUUUGUCUUUUGAUAUUAAAGCUCUUUGUAGAGAGUUUGGAAACUGUAGGAGAUUGCUGAGAAGAAAAAUAAAAAUCAGCUGUUAUCUGA
Molecule: messenger RNA, 3569 nt
Organism: Phodopus roborovskii (desert hamster)
Lineage: Eukaryota; Metazoa; Chordata; Mammalia; Rodentia; Cricetidae
Gene: Adgrg1
Product: adhesion G protein-coupled receptor G1
Exons: 14
Coding region: 249-2309 (686 amino acids)
Biological process (GO): cell surface receptor signaling pathway; adenylate cyclase-activating G protein-coupled receptor signaling pathway
Cellular component (GO): membrane
Molecular function (GO): heparin binding; G protein-coupled receptor activity
Source: RefSeq, a predicted model, not a curated record